Penicillium salamii is the source of this 1638-nucleotide messenger RNA. Lineage: Eukaryota; Fungi; Ascomycota; Eurotiomycetes; Eurotiales; Aspergillaceae. The record is from the annotation of a GenBank genome assembly.
AUGGCUACUCAAGACCGCAAGCUGCCUUUGGGCAAGAUUGAGCCCAACUCGCUCAAGUAUUUCCUCAGCUGUGGUGCUGGAGGUAUCAUCGCUUGUGGACCCACCCACACAGCAGUAACACCUCUCGAUCUCGUAAAAUGUCGUCGUCAAGUCGACCCUAAGAUCUACACCUCCAACGUCCAAGCAUGGCGCACUAUCUUCUCCAAGGAAGGUCUCCGCGGCGUCUUCUUCGGCUGGUCCCCCACCUUCCUGGGCUACUCAUUCCAAGGUGCCGGUAAAUACGGUCUCUACGAAUACUUCAAGCACCUGUAUGGCAACCAGCUAUUCCCUGAAACAAACCGCACCCUGGUCUUCCUAGGCGCUAGUGCUUCGGCCGAGUUCUUCGCCGAUAUGGCACUGUGUCCGAUGGAAGCGAUCAAGGUUCGCAUGCAAACUACCCUCCCGCCAUAUGCUUCGGGGCUACGAGAGGGAUGGGGUAAGAUUGUUGCAAAGGAAGGCUUUGGGGGUCUGUAUAAGGGUCUGUACCCUCUGUGGGCGAGACAGAUUCCCUACACUAUGACCAAGUUUGCAACCUUUGAGGAAACGGUUAAGCUCAUUUACUCCAAGAUGGGGAAGCCUAAGGAGGAGUAUGGCCAAUUGACACAAACUGGUGUCAGUUUCCUUGGUGGUUACAUUGCUGGUAUCUUCUGUGCUGUUGUCAGCCAUCCGGCAGAUGUAAUGGUUAGCAAGCUUAAUGCCGAUCGCAAAGCUGGUGAGGGUGCCAUGACAGCUGUAUCCCGCAUCUACGGAAACAUCGGUUUCUCUGGUCUCUGGAACGGCUUGCCUGUUCGUAUUGUGAUGCUUGGAACCUUGACUGGUUUCCAAUGGCUCAUUUACGACUCUUUCAAGGUCUUCCUUGCUACAUCGCGACAACCACUCCGGUCCCAACAUCGUCAAUUACGUGUAUUCAAAUUGAAACAGCCCAUCAAAAUGGAAGCCUCCCGCCCACACACCUCCAUCCCACCAGCCAAUCCCCCCAGCGUUGAAAUCGCCUACAAGCGCAAGUGCAUAGCCCUCAAGAGACGUCUCGCCGAAGUCGAAGCCGAAAAUGAAAUCAUGCGCACCCGCAACCGCCGCGGAACCCAAUACAUCCAAAAAAUGCGCCUGGAAUCAUGCAUGCUACUAGAGCGCCUCAAAACCGUAACCGUCAUGGCCGACGAAGCCAAAGCAGGCGCCGUGGACCCGGAAUUGCGCGCCCGCGCCGCGGCAAUGUUGUCCCAUGGAGAGGCACGUCUUGAAGACGAUACUGAAGGUAGCUCUGAUGAGCAGCCUCGCACGCCUGAUGAACGUCCCUUGCGCGUUAAGCGCUCUCGCAAGUCUGCUGCUGCUGGUCUUGAGGGGGAUGAGGAGGUUCAGCCUGAAGGACAGUCGGAAUCGGUGGAUGCUGCAGGUGCUUUGCCUCGUCUUGCUCCAGCCCCGACGCAGGAGUCGCUUACACACUCUUUCCGGGUGCAGACUGGUAGUGGGGGCUCGGCGGAGCAGACUCCUGUUGCUGCUGAUGGUCCUGUUGAGGCUGAGGCUGGCCAUGAGACUGGGACUACGCCUAUGGAUAUGGAUAAGGAGGAGGUUAAGGAGGAGCCUAAGGUUGAGCAGCCUUGA